Messenger RNA from Echinops telfairi (small Madagascar hedgehog), 2534 nucleotides. It is a transcript of the gene ZNF276, whose product is annotated as zinc finger protein 276. The record is from RefSeq and is a predicted model, not a curated record. The transcript has 10 exons. Gene Ontology annotation, molecular function: zinc ion binding; chromatin insulator sequence binding. Gene Ontology annotation, biological process: regulation of transcription by RNA polymerase II. Gene Ontology annotation, cellular component: kinetochore; nucleus; chromosome. Bases 83 to 1744 code for a protein of 553 amino acids. NCBI's taxonomy places the organism in Eukaryota, Metazoa, Chordata, Mammalia, Afrosoricida, Tenrecidae.
UUUUUAGACUAGAAGUGCCGCCCCCCAGCCCUGUACCUUCGACCUCUGCUGUGGGAGCUGGCCUCAGUCAUGACCGCCCUUCAUGUCCACUGCUGCUUUUUGCCCAGGACCAGGCCGGAUGCUCUCCAUGGGGCACUGCCGCCUUUGCCACGGGAAGUUCUCCUCCAGGAGUCUCCGCAGCAUUUCCAGCAGGGGGACUGGGGAAACUGUGGAGCGAACCCCCCCGGGUGAACACGUCUUCAUCAGGGACUUCCAGCGGCUGCUGGGGGUGCCUGUCCUCCAGGACCCAGCUUUGUCACCCUUUGUCUGCAAGAACUGCCAUGCCCAGUUCUACCAGUGCCACAGCCUGCUCAGCUCCUUCCUACAGAGGGUGAACGCCUCCCCCACGUGUCGCCGGAAGCCGUGUGCAAAGGCUGGAAUGCAGCCUCAGACUGCUGCUGCUACGGAUGGCUCAUGUCCAGCAGACCAGGUCACGUGGAGCCCCCAGUGCCUGCAGGCCCUAGUGGGGUGGGUGCAUGGGCACGCGGCUGGCUGCGGGGCCCUGCCCAGUCUGCAAAAGACACUGUCCUCUGAAUACUGCGGUGUCAUCCAGGCCAUAUGGGCCUGCAGCCAGGGUCACGACUAUGCCAUGGACACAGACUCUGGCUGUGGGGCUUUCAUGCUGGACAGCGCGCUGGCAGUCAAGUGGGAGUGGGACAAGGAGACCGCUCAGAGGCUUACUCCUAGUCGGGGGCUCAACAUUGCUGGGGCUGCCCCCCAACACUCCCAGGACAGAGGGACCACGGCCGAGACUGAGACAGAGGUGCUGCCCAGCACAGACACGGCCCAGCCUCUCUUGGAUGGCAGUCCUGUGGGACUUGGGCAGAGUGCCCCACCCCAGCCAAGGCCACCCCCCAGUGGGGCUCGAGGGCAGUUGAGUGAGAAGCAGGUUCCAUCUUCAACCUCGGAUGAUCGGGUAAAAGACGAGUUCAGUGACCUUUCUGAGGGAGAUUUCCUGAGUGACGAUGAGCAUGACAAGCAGCAGAAUGUCCCAUCAUCUGACGAGUCCUUCGAGCCAUAUCCGGAGAAGAGGACUUCUGGUAGAAAGAGUGAAGUGAAAGAAGCCAAGCAGUCUGACGGACCAAAACCUCGGAAGAAACCAGGCCCCAAGCCAGGCUGGAAGAAAAAACUCCGCAGUGAAAGGGAGGAGUUGCCCACAAUCUACAAGUGUCCUUACCAGGGUUGCACAGCCGUAUACAGAGGUGCCGAUGGCAUGAAGAAGCACAUCAAGGAGCACCAUGAGGAGGUCCGGGAGAGGCCCUGCCCACACCCUGGCUGCAACAAGGUGUUCAUGAUCGACCGCUACCUGCAGCGCCACGUGAAGCUCAUCCACACCGAGGUGCGGAACUAUAUCUGCGAUGAGUGUGGGCAGACCUUCAAGCAGCGCAAGCACCUCCUCGUGCACCAGAUGCGCCACUCGGGAGCCAAGCCCCUUCAGUGUGAAGUCUGCGGGUUCCAGUGCAGACAACGAGCCUCCCUCAAGUACCACAUGACCAAGCACAAGGCUGAGACUGAGCUGGACUUUGCCUGUGACCAGUGCGGCCGCCGCUUCGAGAAGGCUCACAACCUGAAUGUCCACAUGUCCAUGGUGCACCCACUGACACAAACCCAAGAUAAGGCUAGACCCCUGCAGACAGAGCCCCCUGGGCUGCCAGGUCCCCCAGGGACAGGAGAGGGCCAGGCCGUGAAGCCUGAACCCACCUGAGGCCAGUGGGUGGGACAGCUAAGCAGGGCUCCGCAGUACCAGCGUGCUGGGCCUAGGUUCGUGGCACACAGCAGGGGUGGUGGGUGCUACUGGCUGCCCUAAGUGGUGAGGGAGGGGCUCAGUGCUUGGCUGUGAGCCCUACUGGCUUCCCGCUGGGACCAGCAACUUUUCUUGGAGCCAGCUCAGAUUUUCAAUAAUUGAUUAUUCCUCCUGCUAAAGUAAUCAAGACCAUUGUGACCCGCCGUGCAGUGUAACCAGAGCGCAGAGGCUGUGCCCACAUUUGUUUACUCAGCAGCUGGGAUGGAGGGCAGCCUCCCCCUCCCCAGGAGCUCCUGUCAGAAGAGCCUGGGCUCCCGAUACAGGUCUGGGUCCGGGUCCGGGUCCGGGUCCCGGUCCGGGUCCGGGUCCAGGUUGGGAGGAACUGGCAGCUUUUUCCUGAGGGCGGCGCUCACCUCAGGGUCCAGGUCCUUGCUAGCCUCCAGCAGCUAUGAGAGCACACAGGCUCAGUCCUGCCGGCCCCGUGGGACCAGCUGACGGACUGACUGACUGUUCUGAAGAGGCGUGAAAACUCUCCACCUCAUGAGUGUGGGCGGGCCGCAUUACCUCCAUCAAGUUCAAGCAGCUCCUCUCCGGGCACCGAGGGAUGGACUGCAACAGGAAGCCCCGAGCCUUUGUGAUCAGUCCCAAGGCAUCUCUCUGGGGUGGAGAAACAGGCACAGGGUCACACAGCAUGGCACCUCAGAUACAUUCUGUGUGCUCCUGUGUUUGUCCCAAGGUGCCUCUGCAGGAG